AUUAAGAUAAUUAGGGGUAUUUUCUCAAAAAAAAAAGUUAAUUAGGAGUAGGUUUGCCGAUGAUGGCCCACCAAUUGGUAGAAAUGCCAAAUUUUGUUUUCAAGAGCAUCAAUUUUCAUCAAAUUUCGGGUCAUUUUCUGGGAUCCUCUCUGUUCAGUUAGUUAAAGAUUCAAUUUUGGCAGCAUUGAAUUCUUGUGAUUCUUUUUCUGCAUAUUUAGUUCAAGAACCUGUUUUAUUUGCAUUCUCUCUCUGUCUCUCUCAUGGCGUCUCUGCUCAAUCUCACCCCAUCACCCCUGCUCUCCACUUCAAACCCAUGUUCAUUCCCAGCCAAGACUCCAACUUUGCAUCCAAUCCCUUACACCCAUCUCAGAAAAAAUCCCCAAACAGCUCAAAGCAGCAAGUUCGACAGCUUUCUUGAUUUGGAACCCAAAUCAAAACCGGAGUCUUUGAAUUUCGACAUCCCCUGGUUCAACCAGGCCGACCGCUCCCGGUUCGACGUCAUCGUCAUCGGCGCCGGCCCGGCCGGUCUGCGGCUGGCCGAGCAAGUGGCCCGACGCGGCAUCAAGGUAUGCUGCCUCGACCCUUCCCCCCUUACCAUGUGGCCCAACAACUACGGCGUGUGGGUUGAUGAGUUUGAGAGCUUGGGAUUAGAGGAUUGUUUGGAUGCUAAAUGGCCCAUGACUUGUGUUCAUAUAGAUGAUCGAAAAACCAAGUAUUUGGACCGUGCUUAUGGUAGAGUCAAUAGGAAAGACUUGAAAUUGAAAUUGUUAUCUGAUUGUGCAACACAUGGUGUGAAAUUUUAUAAAGCUAAGGUUUGGAAGGUGAAUCAUGAGGAGUUUGAGUCCUCAAUUUCUUGUGAUGAUGGCAUUGAAUUGAGGGCUAGUUUGAUUGUUGAUGCUAGUGGCUUUGCUAGUGCUUUCACCGAGUAUGACAAGCCGAGGAAUCCAGGCUUUCAGAUUGCUCAUGGCAUUCUUGCUGAGGUUGAUGAGCAUCCCUUCGAUUUGGACAAGAUGGUGUUGAUGGAUUGGAGGGACUCUCAUCUUGGAAACGAGCCAUAUCUACGUGCUAGCAAUGAAAGAUUCCCGACCUUCUUGUAUGCGAUGCCCUUUGAUUCGAACCUGGUGUUUCUUGAGGAGACGUCGCUGGUGAGCAGACCGGUGCUGUCUUAUGCAGAGGUGAAGAGGAGGAUGGUGGCGAGGCUGAGGCAGCUGGGGAUCAGGGUGAGAGCCGUGGUUGAGGAUGAGAAGUGCUUGAUCCCGAUGGGGGGGCCCCUCCCGCGGAUCCCCCAGAGUGUGAUGGCGAUUGGGGGGAAUUCAGGGAUCGUGCACCCUGCUACUGGCUACACGGUGGCUCAGACAAUGGCGCUCGCCCCUGUGCUUGCGAGGGCCAUUGCUGAGUGCCUUGGCUCGACCAGGAUGAUCCGGGGGGCUCCCCUUUAUCAGAGGGCUUGGGAUGGGUUGUGGCCUGUGGAGAGGAGGUGUGUGAGGGAGUACUACAAUUUUGGCAUGGAGACGUUGUUGAAGCUCGAUUUAAACGGGACGAGGAGGUUCUUUGAUGCCUUCUUUGAGCUUGAUCCUCACUACUGGCAUGGCUUCCUUUCCUCAAGACUCUCUCUUGGUGAGCUUGUUUUGCUGGGGUUGUCCCUCUUUAGGCAUGCUUCAAAUCCUACUAAGUUGGAUAUGGUUACAAAAUGCCCUGUGCCCAUGGCUAAAAUGGUGGGGAGAUUGGCCCUUGAAGCCAUUUGAUGUGAAAUAAUUGUAGUUUUUUUCUUUAUGAAUUUAUACAAAUGGUUCUUGAUUAUCUGUGGUGAUAUAAGAUUUUUUUUGUUCUGUGAAA
Salvia miltiorrhiza (redroot sage) is the source of this 1836-nucleotide messenger RNA. RefSeq names its product capsanthin/capsorubin synthase, chromoplastic-like. Gene Ontology annotation, biological process: carotenoid biosynthetic process. The record is from RefSeq and is a predicted model, not a curated record. Bases 261 to 1745 code for a protein of 494 amino acids. Gene Ontology annotation, molecular function: oxidoreductase activity, acting on paired donors, with incorporation or reduction of molecular oxygen. NCBI's taxonomy places the organism in Eukaryota, Viridiplantae, Streptophyta, Magnoliopsida, Lamiales, Lamiaceae. The transcript has a single exon.